AUGUUUUUCAUUCGACACGCUAAUGAGGUUGGGCUUGAUGACGGACGGUCAGAGCCAAGGUGUCAUUUUACAUUUUUGGUUCAUAUUAGCUCAAUAUGUUGUGUUUAUCAUAUUAAAUGGUUGUCGAUAAUUACUGCAACCAUUCUUGUGGCUAUCUUUCUUACACUCACAGCUUACAAUAGGAAUAAAUUAUUACCAUCAAAAGUAUACGUCAAUGUUGCUCGUUGGUCUGAAAAACAAGCAAAUGAAUGGUACUCUAGACAACCCUGGUAUGUUGGAGCCAACUUCAUUCCGUCCACUGCUGUCAACGUUCUUGAAAUGUGGCAAGAAGAUACAUUUGACAUAAGAACAAUUGCAAGUGAGAUAAGAUGGGCAUCGACCACUUAUAACAUGAAUAUCAUGAGAGUAUUUUUACACUAUCUAUUGUGGAAAGAAAAUGCAAAAAAAUUCUAUAAUAGAAUUGAACAGUUCCUAAACCAGUGUGAAACAUAUGGAAUUAAAGUUAUCUUUGUUCUAUUCGAUGAAUGUUGGAAUCCUCUGCCUAAAUUGGGCAAACAGCCAAAGCCGAUUCCGGGCGUGCACAAUUCACAAUGGGUCAGAUGUCCAGGACAAAAUAUACUAGAAGAUCAGACAAAAUGGACAAUGCUUAAACAGUAA
Messenger RNA from Didymodactylos carnosus, 657 nucleotides. Lineage: Eukaryota; Metazoa; Rotifera; Eurotatoria; Philodinida; Philodinidae. The record is from the annotation of a GenBank genome assembly.